AACGCUGUGUUCUAUGAAACAGCUGUUUUUAGUAGAACACAUUUUAUCUCGGCUCGCACAAGUUUUAUGGACGGACUGAAUUCGUCCAGUCGUAUCAUCCCCGGAAUUCAAGCAAUCUCUCUAACAUACUCAGUGAUUUUGUCGUAGUAAAGUUAACUUGGGGGAAAGGUCGUACAUUUCACCAGAUUUAGAUGGAGGAGGCAGCGGACGCCUUAAUUGAAACAACAACAAAGCUAGCUAAAGUCUGUUUGGAAGAUGUACAAUCAAAACACCGCAAGGAGCGCAAAGAACUUCAAGCCAAGAUACAAGAACUGAAGAAGAAUGCACCAAAAUCUGAUAAGAAGAAACGUAAGGAGGUUUUGGAAGAGAUUGCCAAGUUAGAAGCUAAUUUGGAGGUAAGACACGCCGAAGAAUUGAAAAAAGUUGAGGCCGAAGUUAAUGCUAACGAAAAACCGGCUUCAGAUGACACUCAGGAAGAAACCACAAAAAAUAAUCACAACAAUGUCUCCGACAAUGACGAAAAUGAUGUGGUCCACACAAAACAGCCGCAAAGAGUUUCCAAAGCCCAAAAACGUAGAGAAAAGAAAUCUCGUGAAGCCCGCAGGAGAGAGGAAGACAUUAAGGCGGCUGCCCAAGAUAUUUAUUCGCCAAAGGCUGUGGAAUAUCGUAAAUUGGUUGCCAAAUUGAAAAGCCGUCAACUGGCCUUGCACAACAUACCUUCCGAUGGUGAUUGUCUCUUCAAUGCUGUACGCCAUCAACUAAUGCAACAGGGUCUUGGUACACACAAUGUUCAAGAGCUACGCACCGAAACUGCGAAUUAUAUACGGGCCAAUAAAGAUGCUCUCAUACCGUAUAUGACAAACCCGGGAACCGGCGAUCUACUUACCGAUGAAGAAUUUGAAGUGUAUUGUGAGGAAGUUCGCAAUACUCCAGCUUGGGGUGGCCAAAUAGAAUUGAAGGCCUUGACUUCAAUACUAAAGGUCCCCAUAGAAGUGUUACAAGCUGACGGUUCACCCACCAUUCAGGGAGCAGAUGAAUUUGGUGGAUCACCUUUGGUGAUAACAUAUCACCGUCAUAUGUAUAGCUUAGGAGAACAUUACAAUUCCACUGUUGAAUUGGUGCAAGAGGGAUCAGAGGACGAACAACAAGAUGACAUUUAAAAAAAAUAAAGGUUAAGUUAAAAAUAACGCGAAUCAGAUAUGUUUCUCGAGCUAUACCAAUAAUCAAUUGCAUUUAAACAACAACUAAAAAAAAACAAAUUUUAAACGCAACAUUUGAUAGUAAUUUUAUUCCAAUAAAAAUUUUAAUUCUGGUGUAACAUACAGAAGCCAAUGGCAAGAAAGGA
Stomoxys calcitrans (stable fly) is the source of this 1345-nucleotide messenger RNA. RefSeq names its product deubiquitinase OTUD6B. Gene Ontology annotation, biological process: protein deubiquitination. Gene Ontology annotation, molecular function: cysteine-type deubiquitinase activity. The record is from RefSeq and is a predicted model, not a curated record. The transcript has a single exon. NCBI's taxonomy places the organism in Eukaryota, Metazoa, Arthropoda, Insecta, Diptera, Muscidae. Bases 192 to 1160 code for a protein of 322 amino acids.